Molecule: messenger RNA, 720 nt
Organism: Marasmius oreades (fairy-ring Marasmius)
Lineage: Eukaryota; Fungi; Basidiomycota; Agaricomycetes; Agaricales; Marasmiaceae
Exons: 3
Coding region: 1-720 (239 amino acids)
Source: RefSeq, a predicted model, not a curated record
AUGUCUGUCGUCACAGCCUCCCUUCAUGACGGACUGGAUCUCGGUGACGGGAGCUGUCAUUCCCCGUGUUGCUCAGAAUCUUCCUGCCCUGAAUCGUACUACUCACAGGAGUCGGAGACUACCUGGGAGGAGGACCUUGCCGACGUUAAAGUGGCACUUCCAGAAAACAAAAUAUCUCUCCCCAUAAUCCCAGCUCGAGCAAGCAUCAGUUCGAGCAAUGUUAGUCAUUACUCUUCUGCACGUUCCUCCCCCAUCCGCGAUCUUCCACCCCACAUGGACUUACCAACAUUGUUCACCACCGAGACCGUCCGGGACAACGAUAGCUUCUUGGUUAUGGACGACAACGUUGACGUAAAAGAGUCUGAGGGAGACGGAACUGGAGAUUUGGCCAAACAAGUUGACUUGGCUGAGGCGUUGUCGCGUAGCAAAUCGCCCUCUUUUCUCUCCCUUGAAGAGGUCGAGGAAGAAGACAUGUACAACCAACGAGGAUAUGAUGAGAUCGAACAAGACCGUAUAAUUUACCUGGGAAAUGACUGGGUCAAGUUACUUGCAGCUAUCGAGGCUGGUGUAUUGUUGAGAACCAUGGACACCAAGGACGACUUGGACGAGUCAAAGUCGGUGUCGGAAUCGGAAUCGGAGUACCACUACCCAAACAUGCGGGGCCACCCAACGAUAGCAUCUACCCCUGCCAGUGUGAUCCCGGAGCAUCGAAUUACAUAG